Messenger RNA from Toxorhynchites rutilus septentrionalis, 693 nucleotides. RefSeq lists its product as uncharacterized. NCBI's taxonomy places the organism in Eukaryota, Metazoa, Arthropoda, Insecta, Diptera, Culicidae. The record is from RefSeq and is a predicted model, not a curated record. The transcript has a single exon. The coding region runs from base 1 to 693 and encodes 230 amino acids.
AUGUACAUAACGAAAAACACCACAAAAACCACCAUCGAAUCUGCAAUUUCCUUCAAAGAAGCCUUAGAGCAGAUCAAAGUUGGAAUUCUCCCGGAGAACUACCCCAACACUGAACUGACUACAGCUCAACUAGAUUCCAUUCAGAAUGCUCUACUCACUGCAAUGGAGCAGCAAAGAAAUGAACCGGUGAAACCCAAGUUUUUCAACUGCUCAUAUAAGUCGGGUUAUCUAAUCCUUUCUUGUAAAGACCAUCAAACAUCGGAAUGGUUGAAGAAAGUGUUUCCCAUGAUAACCCUAGAAGAUAACAUAAAACUGGUUGCUCUAGACGCAAAAAAUAUUCUGCGUCCAGAGAUUCUUCAUGCCUUAUUUCCACAAAGUGCAACAUACAGUGACGAGAGACUCAAAAGCCACAUCGAGAGCCAAAACGAGAAUCUCUCCACCAAUAAAUGGCGGAUACUCAAGAGAUCCAAUCCCAAUGAAAUCCACGCGGAUUGGACGCUAACAGUCGACGAAGCUUCAAUGCGUCAACUUGUUAGCAACAACUUCAAAAUAAACUUCCGAUUUGGCGAAACUAAGCUGAGGAAAACAAAUCCAAAGCAGUGCCAAACCACAACUCAAAAAAACUCCAGUGUGCUCGAAGGAGAUCUGGUGCCAAGAAACGAGAAAUCUCAUAACUCCAAAAAACCCAGGUAA